Messenger RNA from Phragmites australis (common reed), 987 nucleotides. Its product is annotated as protein PSK SIMULATOR 2-like. The record is from RefSeq and is a predicted model, not a curated record. Gene Ontology annotation, biological process: positive regulation of growth. The transcript is spliced from 6 exons. Bases 1 to 909 code for a protein of 302 amino acids. NCBI's taxonomy places the organism in Eukaryota, Viridiplantae, Streptophyta, Magnoliopsida, Poales, Poaceae.
AUGUCAGCAUCUGCGCUGAGUCAGCAGCCGCUUUCUGCAGGAACCGACUUCUUCGAUUCUGAGCAAGCCCAGAACAAAAGGCUGGGUCCCUGUGGUCUGGCACUACAUUAUGCUAACAUUAUCAAUCAGAUUGAAAAUAUAGUUUCUCGGCCACUCUCUCUUCCUCCUAGUGCUAGGGACAAUUUAUACCAUGGUCUGCCAAUAACAGUGAAGUCAGCUCUGCGAUCACGAUUGCAAUCAUUUAAUACCGAUGAAGAGCGAACUGUAGCUCAAAUUAAAGCUGAAAUGCAGAAAACUCUUCGCUGGACUCUGCCAAUAGCAGAAAAUACAAUAAGAGCACACCAAGGUUUUGGAUGGGUCGGUGAAUGGGCAAACCUUGGGAGCGACAUGAGCAAGAAAUCAGGCUCCCAACACAGCGUCACCCGAAUCCAGACACUUCAUCACGCAGACAAGGCAAAGACAGAGCACUACAUUCUCGAACUGGUGGUGCAGCUCCACCAUCUGGUGGUCCAGGUGAAGAACAGAGGCUACAGAAACAAAUCCACAAAGCACGACCUGUCUCGAUCGCGCAAGGGGUUGGAUCUACAGGCAGAGACCAAGCACAACGCAUCUCCAGUGAACAACGGCACAGUUUCAAGCCCGUUGUCGGACUGCGAACGCGAAACGCUGGACCAACUGAGCUUCAAGAGGACGAGCUACGGGAGAAGCAAGAGCUGCGAGCCUCCACCUGAUAGAGGGAACAAGGCGCACCGGAGCUGGGACGCUUGCCGGAGCCAAGGCAACUCGCCGGCGAGGGAGUUGGGGAGGAACUCGGCUCCGGACCGUGACAAGACGAGGGAUCUUGAUGUAAUAGAUGGCUUGGAUAGACUCAUUUCGUACUCGCACCCCUCAUCCCCAACGUUUUGUUAGAUAUGCUGCACAGAUAGGAAUUCUUUUGCUGCUUCUCCCCGUUCAACGAUCGGCCGUGCAUCUUGUAUAUGUGUGAUC